Thecamonas trahens ATCC 50062 is the source of this 720-nucleotide messenger RNA. RefSeq lists its product as uncharacterized. Lineage: Eukaryota; Apusomonadida; Apusomonadidae. The coding region runs from base 1 to 720 and encodes 239 amino acids. The transcript is spliced from 2 exons. The record is from RefSeq and is a predicted model, not a curated record.
AUGUCGAGUGGGAGCAGAGAUAGGGCCGGACGAGACACGAGCUCGGCCGCUGCCAGGCCCGUGGCCGAUCAAGCGCUCGCCGAGGUGGCGGAUGCGCUGGGCGACGAGGCGGGACGGGCGAGCGAGCUGGCGGGUCACCCGUUGAUGGAGCUGCUGGUGGAGCUGAUGGAGCUCAUCCAGACCGCGCCAUGGACAGAGUCGCCGAGCGAGGGCCCGCUGGCGGCAGGAGUAGCGGUGGCGGCCUUUCUGGCCCGACGGGGCGUCCGCCAGCUCGACGAGCUGCUCCCGGGAACCUUUGGCGACGACAUGAUGUGGCGGCUGGUGGCCAUGCGGCGGGUGCAGGCGGCCGAACUGGAGAAGCUGCAUCGGAUAGUAAUGUCUGUCACUAGCACCUUUGAGGCCGAGGCGAUGGCGGCUACUGGUGAGUCGAGCCCGGGCCUGCUGUCGAUGGCGGCACGGAUGCAGGCGGUGCAAAAGGCGCUCAAGCGGAAGCACUCGGCGGCCGACGCGGCGCUCAAAGCUGAGUUGGAUCAGCUCGGGCAGUGCCGAUCCAAGCGGCAGCGGCUGUUGGGGCGCGGCGAGCGGGCACGGGGAGACAAAGACGAUCGCGAUGCGUAUGCGGCGGCGCAGGCUGUGCUCAAGGCGUGGCUCUUUGAGCACGCUCAUCACCCCUCGACAACUUCUUCAUCAACGCCCGGAGGCGGAUCCUGCCCAAGGUAA